This is a messenger RNA of Topomyia yanbarensis, 711 nucleotides long. RefSeq names its product cytochrome b5. Gene Ontology annotation, molecular function: heme binding. Bases 156 to 494 code for a protein of 112 amino acids. Gene Ontology annotation, cellular component: intracellular membrane-bounded organelle; membrane. The transcript has 4 exons. NCBI's taxonomy places the organism in Eukaryota, Metazoa, Arthropoda, Insecta, Diptera, Culicidae. The record is from RefSeq and is a predicted model, not a curated record.
GUAACUCAACAUGUUUUUGCUUUACUACUUCGAAUUGUUUCGUUUAGUGCUUAGAGCUUUAGUGUGGUGAAAGGUGUCAGAGCGCACAUAGCUCAGUGUUCAGUACUGCUGUUAGAUUCUUAGUAAUUUUCAUUCACUAACAUUCCUAUCAUCUAAUGGCUACACUCAAGCAGUACAGCUUAGCUGAUGUUGCUAAACACAACACACUACAGGAUCUAUGGUUUGUGAUCGACGACAAGGUGUACGACGUCACAAAAUUUCAAAAUGAGCAUCCUGGUGGUGAAGAGGUGCUAUUGGAAUCAGCUGGCAAAGAUGCUACGAACGAAUUCAACGACGUUGGUCACAGUACAGAUGCCAAACAACAAAUGAAACAAUUCAUCGUUGGGGAGAUCGUUGAGGCUGAACGGAAAAAGAAGGCGACAGUGCCUGAUACUGGUUCGUCCCCCUCUCCCGGAUCCUGGUUAAAUUCCUUAAAGGCCAAAUUUUUUGGUUAAUUUAAAGUAACAACAUGAAAUGUGGCAUGUAUGGUGCAAUGUACAUUCUCAGUUUAAUUCCAUCAUCGAAUAUUUUGCCCACCUUAUAACAGUAUGAACUAUAAUGUCACUAUCUCAUGUUGAUACGAAUUACAGAACGGAUUCGGCUGAAUUCAAUUCUAUUCAUUGGUACUUUACUGAGAGCUCUUCUAUCGAAUAAAAAAAUGCAACUCCCUAA